Molecule: messenger RNA, 219 nt
Organism: Aspergillus nomiae NRRL 13137
Lineage: Eukaryota; Fungi; Ascomycota; Eurotiomycetes; Eurotiales; Aspergillaceae
Exons: 2
Source: RefSeq, a predicted model, not a curated record
AUGCGAGGCAUUUACAUUCUGAAAGUAAUCCUUGGGGGGUUCACCCGAGACAAGGAGACAACAAAGGGAGCAAGCAUUGACCUACAAAUAGAAAUGGUGGCAGGCAGCCGACCUACUCUCUGCACACUCACACAGUUACGCUGGGACAUCUACCACGCCACAGUGGCAAAAUCUGCGAGGCUGAGCGCAGAUCGCUGUGGCUUCCGCGGCUUCCGGGGA